This is a messenger RNA of Carlito syrichta (Philippine tarsier), 1367 nucleotides long. RefSeq names its product solute carrier family 52 member 1 (gene SLC52A1). Gene Ontology annotation, molecular function: riboflavin transmembrane transporter activity. The record is from RefSeq and is a predicted model, not a curated record. Gene Ontology annotation, cellular component: plasma membrane. NCBI's taxonomy places the organism in Eukaryota, Metazoa, Chordata, Mammalia, Primates, Tarsiidae. Gene Ontology annotation, biological process: riboflavin transport.
AGGUCUUCAUAUCCCAGAAUAACCAAGCGCCUUUGGAUCCAUGAAGGGAAAGACCUGGCUAUGACCUCUGCCCUGUCCUGGAGGGUCCCGCCUUGGGCUGCAUGGCAGCACCCACCCUGGGCCUUCUGCUACUGACCCACCUGUUGGUGGCCCUCUUUGGCAUGGGCUCGUGGGUUGCCAUCAACGGGAUCUGGGUGAAGCUGCCUGUGGUGGUAAAAGACCUUCCAGAGGGUUGGAGCCUCCCCUCAUACCUCUCUGUGUUUGUGGCACUGGGGAACCUGGGUCUGCUGGUGGUGAUCCUGUGGAAGUGGCUGGCUUCGGGCAAGGGCGAGCGGGUCCUCAUCCAGGUGGUACAAGUGCUGAAUGUGGUGGGCACAGCUCUGCUGGCUCCUCUGUGCCACCACGUGGCUCCGGUGACAGGACAGCUCCACUCUGUGACCUUCCUAACACUGGCCUUGGUGCUGCCGCUGGCCUACUGUGCCUCUAAUGUCACUUUCUUGCCCUUCCUGCCACCUCCCUUCUUACUCUUCCUGGGUCAGGGCCUCAGUGCCCUGCUGCCCUGUGUGCUGGCCCUAGUGCAGGGUGUGGGCCAUCUUGAGUGCCUGCCAACUCCCGCCAAUGGCACCUCUGGGCCCUUCUUCUGGGCACUGGUCACUCUUCUGGUCACUUCAGCUACCGCCUUCCAGGGUCUCCUGCUGCUGUUGCCAUCACCGCCGUCUGUACUCACAGGGGGCCCAGGGCCUGGAUUGCCAGUGGGAACCCCAGGAACAGAGGAGGAGGGGAAAGGGGAAGAGGCCCUGUAGGAGCCAUGGAGCCAGGCGGCAGACACCACCCCUAGCCUAGACCCUGAAGCCCAUUGGCUAUUCUCAGCCCACGGUCCCUGCCUGCGGGGCCUGCUGGCUGUCAUCAGUGCACUGACCCACAGCGUGCUGCCUGCUGUGCAGAGCUUUGCCCGCUUGCCCUAUGGGCGCCUGGUCUACCACCUGGCCAUUGUGCUGAGUAGUGUCGCCAACCCCUUUGCCUGCUUCCUGGCCAUGGGCAUGCUGUGCAGGUCUCUGGCAGUGCUGGGCAGUCUCUCUCUGCUGGGCAUGCUCUUUGGAGCCUACCUGAUGGCACUGGCAAUCCUGAGUCCCUGCCAGCCCCUGGUGUGUACCUCUGCAGGAAUGGUCCCUGUGGUGCUAUCGUGGGUGCUGUGUCUGGGAUACUUAUACGUGAAGGUGGCCACCAACUCCCUGUUGCAUGGUGGGGGAUGGCCAGCAUUGCUGGCAGGUGACGGCCUGCUUGGUGCCAGUGCCAUGUUCCCUCCCACCAGUAUUUACCAUGUGUUCUGCAGCAGAAAGGACUGUGUGGACCUCUGUGGUUCCUGA